Molecule: messenger RNA, 2139 nt
Organism: Moesziomyces aphidis
Lineage: Eukaryota; Fungi; Basidiomycota; Ustilaginomycetes; Ustilaginales; Ustilaginaceae
Source: the annotation of a GenBank genome assembly
AUGACCGCUGACAUGGCCAGCCUAGCUAGAGGAUCUAUAUCUUCCUCAUCGUCUGCGUCCACGUCGGGCGAUGUGGCUGACGCACCGCGCUCGUAUUCGCCCGACGCAUCCGAUGCGGGUCGAAACAAGGUGGUGGGUGCCUGUUCCAGCUGCCGCAGGUCCAAGGUGCGGUGCGAACACGACGGUACUGCGCCCUGCAAGCGCUGCAAGAACGGCGGCUACGAAUGUGCCUUCAAGCCGCGAGAAAUGGGAAGCGCAUUUCUGCACGACGAGUGGCGCGUCAGGACCGACGAGACGCUCACCAAGCUCGUUUCGGCCAUCAAUGCGCUGGUGCAGCAGGAGUCGUCGUCGAGCUGGCGCAAGCGCAAAGCAGCAGACGAGGGAUGGCGCAACGAGUCGGCGCAUGCCAGUCCGGCAGCCGGACCACAGCAUGCAAGGGCGGCGGAGUCGACAUAUGGGAUGACGCUCAACGAGUCCAUGCUGGGCUACCGCGUGCAGCCACACAUAGCGAAUGCGUCAACAAGCGCAACGCUCAUGGACCACAGGGCUAUUUCAGCUUCCCGGCGACCGUCCGCUGUGUUUGGGCUUAAUCCUUUGGCGCAUCGACCGGAAGUCGUCCUCUCUGGAACGGACGCAAUAGCAAGUCGGGACGCAGCACAAUGCUCUCCGCGGGCACAGGGCAGCCUGGCGCUUCCUCGCUUUGCUCUCAGCAGUCCGGUUUCGACUACUGCCGCACCAAAGACGGCGUUGCUCUCGCGUUCCAGUCGAUAUCGCUUCCCAGACGCUAGUCUCGGGAGCAAUGAUCCGCGCUUGGAUGCAGUUCGUCUCGGCAUCCUCUCUUCGCACGAAGCACGCUCGCUCUUUUCGCUGUACGCCAAGCGAAUCGAGCCGUUCGCAUUUGGCUUUCCCGACUUUCCUGCCUCGAGCGAGCUGACACCAGUCCUGCUCUCCGCGAUCGCAACGGUUGCCUCGCGGCACUCGCACGCCGACCUACGCGAGCGUCAGCUUCGACUGCGCGCGGAUGUCCUUGAUCGCACGCUCCCCUACGCACCCACCACGGCCGAGGACGAAUUCAACCCCGAAAGCGGGAUCGGUACGGAGGAGGUGGUGGGUGCGUGUAUCUGGAGUGCCUACGAUGCCUCGCCCGAUGCGUGGAGGGUGGCUAGAGCCGCGCGGUGGUGGAGUGAAAAGUACAGCUACGAGUCGGGUCCGCACGCCGGGCUGACAGUAGGCGAGAUGGUCGCCAUCCUUCCGCCAGUGCGACCCGUCAAUAUGCAGGAUCGUGUGAGGGUGUGGCUCGCCGCAUUCCUCGCCGAGCUGCACCAGUGCGAGAUUCACGACAGGCAGCCCAUCAUGCAGCUCGUCGACCCUUCGCAGUACGGUCAGGCGCUCACAUCGGACUUGCACGCAAGUUCAACUCGAUCAACUUCGCCUGGGGGCUUGGGUAUGACCAAACAAGAUGCGGCACUUGUCUUCUACUGCCGCGUCGCAUUCCUCAUCACCAAGUCAAGGGGUGUGGGGGAUGCAGAAGAGCUGCUCAAGCUCAGUCGAGAGAUUACGGGCUGCUGGUACGAAGCGAGAGCCAAGCUCGCCACCGACCCGGAUCGAAAAGACGAGUGCGACCAUACGAUUGACCUUCACCAUGCGCUCGCCAAGGCACGGACGCUAAUCAUGGCAUGUAGAGCGUUUGAGACGCGCUGCACUGGAGCUGCGACGCCAGAACAGGCAAGUACGGCUACAGCCUUGCACAUAUCGUGUGCACAGCAGUGCCAGAGCGCGUGCAUGGACGUCCUUAGGCUCCUCGUUGCACCCAGAGCAGGACUAGUGGGCAGCUUGGCGGUUUUGCCUCUGAUUUACCAUCACUGGAUAACGGGAUGCCUGGUGUUUUUGCUGCAGUUAUGCGAGCCGGAUCGUCAAUUUUACCGACUGGGUCUGCUCGCUGAGGGUCAGCUGGAAGAUGUCUUGCGCACAGUCGACGGCUUUGUCCAGCAGUACGUCGGCGAGCUGACACAGUGCACCUCGUCAGUUCCCAUCGAAGGGCAAGAGGAACAACACGCGCACGAAGCGGUCCACCAUCCUGCUCUCGAGCCGGCGCUGGCUAUUGCCGAGCUUCUAGCUGGCGUGCGGGCCACAGCCUAG